This is a messenger RNA of Naegleria fowleri, 1008 nucleotides long. RefSeq lists its product as uncharacterized. The record is from RefSeq and is a predicted model, not a curated record. The transcript has a single exon. Bases 1 to 1008 code for a protein of 335 amino acids. Lineage: Eukaryota; Heterolobosea; Eutetramitea; Acrasida; Naegleriidae.
AUGGUGAUGCAUCAAACACAACAGAAUAAUCGGAGGACUACUAGGUCAUCAGCAACCACCACCACCACCACCACAUCAACCAACAAUACUUUUACUACUACUACGACUGAUCAACAACAAGAACAACAACAGACCCAACAAUUUGAUGAAACCACCACAAAUCAUGAUGCAUUCGAUCGACGACAACAACAAAAAGAUUUUGAUCAUCAAAUUCUUUCUCAUGCUUUUCCCUUUUCUACCCAUGAUUCUACCUCAGUGUCUAAUUUCAUCACGGACGUAAAAGUUGAUCCAAAAAGAAAGUUAUUACUUGCAAGUACCUAUUCAUCGGGAAGAGUCUAUGUUUUCGAUUUGGAUACUCGAAAAUUCUUAUAUUCCAUCCAAGUGGGUGAUCGCAGUGGGUGUUGUUAUUAUUUGACAAUUGAAGAGCCUUUUCGUCAUGAAAAUGAUCUCAUCAUGAUGAAAGGUCUAUCUACUACUUCAAGCACUACUGGCACAACUAGUACUACUUCAAGCACCACCACCACUACUACGAAUGAAGAUGAGAAUCGACACAUGCCAUCAUCAAUGACAUGGGAUCAAGAAACCAUUCAAAUGGCAUGCACUUAUCCAAGUGUGAUUGUUACCACAGACAUGUACUCGUAUUACACGAUCGAAAAGUUCAUCAUGUGUCCAACCUUGUAUGAACCAAAUGUUCGAACAGCAACAAGACUAUCCAAUCACAGGUCUCGAAUGUGGAAAUGCACAUCAUCCGAAUUUAAUGCUCUCAGAGGUUUAUGUGUGGAUCAUUCAUCUCGAAGACUUUUUGUGAGUGAUCGAGAUGCAAGUAAAAUUAGAGUAUUAUCGAGUAGAGAUGGACAUUUAUUGAAAUCCUUUGCAUUCAAUGCUCCUACGGAUCUAGCAUUUUACGAAGGAAAUUUGUUCGUUUGUGAAAAAAUCAACCAAUGGCGUGCAUAUUGUUUCAUCCAUAGAUGGAAGUAUUUUGAGAAGUAUUGCAGUGGGAUGUUUUAA